Molecule: messenger RNA, 690 nt
Organism: Naegleria fowleri
Lineage: Eukaryota; Heterolobosea; Eutetramitea; Acrasida; Naegleriidae
Exons: 1
Coding region: 1-690 (229 amino acids)
Source: RefSeq, a predicted model, not a curated record
AUGUUUGAAGUAGCAAAUGGUGACUUUAAGCGUGCACAAUUUUAUUCUAAUAUUUUGAGAUUUUUCGUCACUCAAGUGAAACAAAUCGAAUCAAAGAAUCUUCCAAUUCAACCAAGAAUGAAAAAGUUUGUACAGAUAGCUAACUUUUUACAAAUGAGUUUAGAAACAAGUUCUGCAAUUGAUGUUGAAAAUCCUUUGGCCAUAGCAAAAUUUUUUCCGAAUAUGGUUUUUGCAGACACUGGAAUGCAAGAAUUAUCAAAGCUGACAGAAAGACUUGCUAAACUUGAAAAAGACAAACUCGAUGAAUAUUUUUCUGUCAUUGACAUGGUCACUCAAGUGGUACAUGAACACAUGAAAAUACAAGAUGAGGCUGGAGACAAAAGACCUGUAUUGGACAUGAUGAAAGUAAUUGUAAGGAAUGGAAUGAAAUUGGUGGCUGUUUUAACAGUGGAUUGGAAUAAUUGGGAAAAGAUAAUGCUCUACUCGUCUAAUAUCACACACUUAAGCGAGAGUGAAUACUUUAUGUUAAUUCCAUCUGCUGCUGUUUCACACAUUGCCAACGCAUCAAAACAGCACUUGAGAGUUCUUUCAAUGAUGAAAUUAGGAUGCUUUCCAACAUCCGUACUUGAGACCUAUCUUGGUAUUCCAAGAUUUAAGAGCACUCAACAUUUUGAAAGGACGUUUCGAUAG